Molecule: messenger RNA, 701 nt
Organism: Cynocephalus volans (Philippine flying lemur)
Lineage: Eukaryota; Metazoa; Chordata; Mammalia; Dermoptera; Cynocephalidae
Product: centrin-3
Exons: 1
Coding region: 74-577 (167 amino acids)
Biological process (GO): spindle pole body duplication
Cellular component (GO): microtubule organizing center
Molecular function (GO): microtubule binding; calcium ion binding
Source: RefSeq, a predicted model, not a curated record
GCUUGUGGAAGUCGUGCAUCCUUGGGUGGGAGUAAAAUCAUUCUUGAAAGGAACAUCUCUGUCCGAAGAGAAAAUGAGUUUAGCUCUGAGAAGCGAGCUUGUAGUAGACAAAACAAAGAGGAAAAAAAGAAGAGAACUCUCCGAGGAACAGAAACAGGAAAUUAAAGAUGCUUUUGAACUGUUUGAUACAGACAAAGAUGAAGCAAUAGACUAUCACGAAUUAAAGGUGGCAAUGAGAGCCUUGGGAUUUGAUGUAAAAAAAGCUGAUGUACUGAAGAUUCUUAAAGAUUAUGACAGAGAAGCCACAGGGAAAAUCACCUUUGAAGAUUUUAAUGAAGUUGUGACAGACUGGAUAUUGGAAAGAGAUCCACAUGAAGAGAUACUGAAAGCAUUUAAACUAUUUGAUGAUGAUGAUUCAGGUAAAAUAAGCUUGAGGAAUUUACGACGUGUUGCCAGAGAAUUGGGUGAAAAUAUGAGUGAUGAAGAACUUCGGGCUAUGAUAGAAGAAUUUGAUAAAGAUGGUGAUGGAGAGAUAAAUCAAGAGGAGUUCAUUGCUAUUAUGACUGGUGACAUUUAAAGAAUUACAAGGAUAAACACUAAGAAUGUUGCAGUUACCAUCCAUCUUAUAUUCUAUUUUUGUGCCUGGAGCCAUGUUAAAAAAGAAACCAACUUAGUUCUUCUUUCCAAAAGGACCAAAAAUA